This is a messenger RNA of Humulus lupulus (European hop), 1428 nucleotides long. Its product is annotated as expansin-B3-like. The record is from RefSeq and is a predicted model, not a curated record. Gene Ontology annotation, cellular component: plasmodesma; extracellular region. Gene Ontology annotation, biological process: sexual reproduction. Lineage: Eukaryota; Viridiplantae; Streptophyta; Magnoliopsida; Rosales; Cannabaceae. Bases 221 to 1024 code for a protein of 267 amino acids. The transcript has 4 exons.
ACACUUGCACCUAGACCAAGAAAAGAACACCACAAAUGCUUUUCAAGGCUCACUUCACUCUAUAACACCAUUAGACCUUUUGUCUAUUGGCUCUAAAUAACUGUCGGCAAGCCUAUUCUUUUUGGCUGUUCACCCUAGAUAUAUAUAUAUAUAUAUCCCAAUAUACUUAUAGUCAGAAAUUGGUGGUGCCGCCGCCGAGAUACACCGGAGACAAACGACAAUGCAGUUGGUACGGUCAGCUUGUUUUGGUUCACUGACACUCCUCUUGGUGUUCAAGUUUAGUUUGGUGGUCGAUGCGGUUCAGCCUAAGUCGCACGGUCACCUCAUUGACCAGCAUUGGAAACCCGCCACCGCCACCUGGUACGGAAGCCCCGAAGGCGACGGCAGUGACGGCGGAGCUUGUGGGUAUGGGUCAAUGGUGGACGUAAAGCCGUUUCGGGCGAGAGUUGGGGCGGUAAGCCCAGUGCUGUUCAAGAACGGCGAAGGGUGUGGAGCUUGCUACAAGGUGAAGUGCCUCGACCACAGCAUCUGCUCGCGGCGGGCGGUUACCAUAAUCGUGACUGACGAGUGCCCCGGUGGCUACUGCGCCAAUGGCCGAACCCACUUCGACCUCAGUGGCGCCGCUUUUGGCCGCAUGGCCGUCACCGGCGAUGGUGGUCAGCUCAGGAACCGAGGCGAGAUCUCGGUCGUUUACCGAAGAACACCAUGCAAGUAUCCUGGAAAAAACGUGGCCUUCCAUGUGAAUGAAGGUUCAACAAAUUAUUGGCUAUCACUUUUGGUGGAGUUUGAGGAUGGAGAUGGAGACGUUGGGUCAAUGCAUAUAAAACAAGCAAACUCUAAUGAGUGGCUACAAAUGAGCCAUCUAUGGGGAGCCAAUUGGUGUUUCGUUGGAGGACCCUUAAGAGGACCAUUUUCAGUGAAGCUAACGACAUUGUCAACUGGUAAAGCUCUCUCUGCCAGAGACGUAAUUCCUACCAAUUGGUCGCCUAAAGCAACUUACACUUCGCGCUUAAAUUUCUUCUAAUACUAACCCUAUUCCUAACUCGAAGAAGAAACAUUCUUCUAUGCUAAAAAAGGGCUCCCUGGGUUUCCCACGACACGAAAGUAGCCGUUGUCGGGUUUGGUUUGUUUUUUUGAGGGAAAAAGUAGCCGUUGGAGUGCCCAAAUGGUUUUUCCUUUCUUUCUUUUUUGUUGUUUCGUUUUUUAAUCUAAUUAUGCCUCUUUGUGGGGUUAGUUUUCUUAUAUUAUUUUAGAGUGGAAAACUGGAUGUAGAGAGAGAGAGAGCCUUCUCCAAAGGAGAGAGAGCUGUUCUGUAAUGUUUGUUUCUGUUUGACCUUUGUUUGUUUUUGUACUUUUGUGGGCCCCUAUGGGUUUGUUUAUUAAUGAAUGGAGAAUAUCCGCUGUGUAUUAAACUGAACUUUUUUUUAA